AUGAACCGAUGGAUGUCAGUGACGACCUCUGUCAUGAAGCAUGUGCAAGCACUACGUCCUGGAAGAUGUUUCUCGCAGGUGACCGUUUCACAAGCACGACUACAAGAGUUCAUCCGGGCUGAGUUAAGCUACUUCGCUGCGCAGCACACACAGGCGCUGAGUCUGGAACAGAUUGUCGAAGCGUCGACUCCAGGGAAAGUCGCACGGCUGGUGCACAAGGAACUGCCUUUCCGAUUUGCUGCGCGCAUCCAGCACAUCGAGGCAGUGACAGGCUGGGAAGAACAGCUCGAGCUGCGGCAAUUGCACGAGAUUUUCCUCGAUUCCUUCAGCGACUUGCGAAUGGCUGAACCUCCAGGGACCGAGGAGUGCCCGCUCUCAGUGUCAGACUUGAACGAGUACACGGAGGUCAUCCGAAGUGUUCGGAAGCGCCAUCGACCUGUCGUUGCGUUACUUGCUGAGGCCAUUCGCAAGAUGACACAUGGCGAUGCCGCUUGGAUGGAGGGCGACGCUUUCCAGUCGUGGGCUGACACCUUUUUGCUCUCCCGAAUCUCCACCGAGAUGCUCACUUCCCACUACAUGGCAGUUGUGGAUUCUCACGACCCGUCUGCCGAGCAGCUGCUGAGUGAUGACCACAUUGGCAUUGUUGAUACCAAGUGCAACCCUGGCAGAAUCUGCGAGGAGGCUGCCAAAGCCGUUCAGGCGAUGUAUGCAAAUCCGACGAGGCAAGUUGCCGGCAACCUGAGCGUCGAGGUUCACUCGCAUUCUGACUCCGGCUCGCUAUCUGCCAUCGAGUUCUCUUACAUUCCAAAGUAUUUGUUCUACAUUGUCCAGGAGCUGAUCAAGAAUAGUGCCCGGGCAACGGUCGAGGCCUGCGAAAUGGAUCGGCAAAGAACCUUGUCCCAAAGGCCGAUUGUUGUCACUGUUUGCGCAGACCAGAAGCAGGUGGCCAUAAGGAUAGCAGAUCAGGGUGGUGGUGCGCCAUUUGGCAAAGCAGACGAGAUCUGGUCGUACCUUUUUUCAACUUCAAAGCAGCCUUUCCAGGAGUACCUGGAGAGCGGCAGUCCGCUUGCUGGCUGGGGUGUCGGUUUGCCUCUUGGUAGACUCUACGCCAGGUAUCUGGGCGGCUCAUUGGAGCUGAUGAAUGUGCCUGGCACUGGAGUGGAUGCGUACUUGUUCUUGAGGCGCAUCGCUCCAUCAGCGCAGGAUGGUAUACCGCGUACCUCCAUCUCAGAUUCGCUGGCCCCGGUCUAG
This is a messenger RNA of Symbiodinium natans, 1251 nucleotides long. The record is from the annotation of a GenBank genome assembly. NCBI's taxonomy places the organism in Eukaryota, Dinophyceae, Suessiales, Symbiodiniaceae.